UUGUAAAGUGUGUCCAGCAGCUCUCCCGCCGAUGACCCCCAACUCCCCCUCUCCCUCGUUGGCUCCCUAGUGUCCCGUGACCGCGGCGUCCAGGGCUCCUUGACUUUUCCCAGCGUGAGCCGCGAGGCGCCGCGCCGCUAUAUAAGCCGCGGCGGGGCUCGCCAACACCACCACUCCCGCUUCAACGCACACCAACACAACGAUGGCCGCAAAGCUCUCCCUCCUCCUCCUGGGCCUCGCCGCCACCCUCGCGAGCACCGAUGCCACCUCCUACGGGACAACCCAGCAAAACGCCGCCCCCGCCAACUAUGACUUCAACUGGGCCGUCAACGACGCGCCCUCCAGCAACAACUACGGUCAGCAGGAGUCCCGCCAGGGCGACAACACCAAGGGAUCCUACUACGUGCAGCUGCCCGACGGCCGCCUCCAGCGCGUCGACUACACCGUCAGCGGCGACUCCGGCUUCGUGGGGCAGGUCACCUACGAGGGCGAGGCCCAGUUCCCCCAGCAGAGAUACGGCGCCCCCACCACCAGACCCACGCAGGGCUACGUCCGCUAGGCCUAAUACAUCCUGGUGUCCCUGCACCGUAACGCACUGCACCGCACCGCACCGCCCCUCCCCGCCCCUCCCCGGCUGACAACCCCUGCAACGCCCCUGGACCACACCGUGCCACGCCAUCUUGUAUUUAUUUCUUCGACUCAUGCAUCACUCACAAUAAAGUCACGACAAGCAUCCUCGGCCUCCUUCUCUGCUCCCACCACUCCGUCCUAAACCACCAACACGUUACCUGAGGAUGGGUUUACAGGAGCUGUCUAUAGAGGACGACCAGCCUCCUGCAGAUUCCUUGUGUUAUGUUCGUCACACACUUCUCCUGCCUCCAUCACCACACGUCAUACACGCCACACUGUGUUGCGCCAAACAGGAACUUGAUCUCGGGCACACGUACACCGAACUUAACGAGUGUUGCACCGAGACAGGUCUCUUCCCCUCACCGGCCAGCAAAACAGCACAUUAAAAUUGA
Messenger RNA from Eriocheir sinensis (Chinese mitten crab), 1022 nucleotides. RefSeq names its product pro-resilin-like. The transcript has 2 exons. Bases 203 to 559 code for a protein of 118 amino acids. The record is from RefSeq and is a predicted model, not a curated record. Lineage: Eukaryota; Metazoa; Arthropoda; Malacostraca; Decapoda; Varunidae. Gene Ontology annotation, cellular component: extracellular matrix.